Molecule: messenger RNA, 1521 nt
Organism: Pezoporus flaviventris
Lineage: Eukaryota; Metazoa; Chordata; Aves; Psittaciformes; Psittacidae
Product: M1-specific T cell receptor alpha chain-like
Exons: 5
Coding region: 41-547 (168 amino acids)
Source: RefSeq, a predicted model, not a curated record
CUGCUUCAAAAGUGGCUUGGGGUUUUUGUUAUGGGAGGAAAUGUUGUGUGAUUAUAAUAGCGGCAAGUACGAGCUGACGUUUGGCUCAGGGACCAGACUGUCUGUCCAGCCCUACAUUACUCCAUCUCCUUCAGUCUACAGGCUGACCUCUAAAGAUGAUGAGAAUGUGGAAAUGUGCCUUAUCACAGAUUAUUCCCCUGAAAAGCUUACUCUUAACUGGGCUGAUAAGGUGACAAAUACUGUUGUGGAGGUGACAACACCUGAGAACAAACAGGAAGCCAGCUACCUGUCAACCUACUGGGGCAAGAAAGAUGAAAUGCUGUGUGGUGCAAAUCACAAGGGAUUUGGAGCACUGGAGGGGGAAGAUCCUGAAAGUGGUUCCAGUGCUUUAUGUGUUACAGGAAUGUCUCUACAAUUCAGGACAGAUGAGAACCUGAACACGAUGUCUUUAUCACAGCUGGGUCUGAAAAUAACUUUAAUGAAAGGAAUAAUUUUUAAUGUCCUGAUGACGAUACUCGUGUGGAAAAAAAAGAAUGAAAGUAACUAGAUGGUGCAGUCCUGAAGUAUCAAAAAAGUCUGCUGAGGAACCUUUACCAGAGCACCAUCUGCAAGAGGGCACACAGGCAUUCCUAUUGAAAGAGAUAUCACUUGCUAUCUGUGUAUCAGCCAGUCAUUAUAAUCUAAAUUGCUUUAUUUGCAUUGUUCCAAAGCUACUCAAACCUAAGCUUAAAAUUUCCAGCAUUCUCCUCCCCCAGAUGCCUGAUUCAUUUAGCACGACAAUGCCUCUUUUUGCAUAAAGCACAGUUUGGCAUAACUAUAAAUUACCAAAUAUCACUCUUACCUACUGGUGUUAAAAUGACAUCCGAUUUCUGUUGUUUGGACGUGGUGUUUGUUGAAAUCUGCAAGUUAAAUAUUACCUGAAUGUGAAUUUUUCAUAUUUUGGUAGCUUUCAGGUAUGCACCUCUUAGGGUGCACACCCAAAGACACCGUUUCAGUUGCAACAGUUUGAAAAGCAAAGGGAGAGUUACUCGGGUCACCCAAAAGUCCUGAAUUCAAUGAACUUCUCACUUCAUUAUCACAGAACAAAAGAAUGAGGUUUAGUACUUUUUGGGGUCUAUCUGGCCUUAACAUUUUCUGAAUUUAAAUCAGCUGAAGAUUUGGCUUUGCAUUUAGUAAAAAUACAAACUACUUUUGUUCUUUUUCUUUAGUUCUAAUCUUUGACAUGGUCUGGUGGGAGGUGUCCCAUGCCCAUGGAACUAGAUGAUCUUGAGGUUCUUUCCAACCCAAACAUUCUAGGAUUCUAUGAUUUUAUGAUCUUGGAUUUCCCAAUGUAUUUUCAUAAUCAUUGCAUAAAACCACACUGAAAUAUUUUCCUGCCCAUGUCUGUGCUCCUUGGAAACACUGCAUGCAUGUAAAAAUCACAUGCUGCUAUUGGUUGAAUUGUAUUGGCAACCACAUUGAUGUCUGGCAUUUCUUUGGGCCUUUGGCUGCUAUUAAACAGUUCUUAUAAAAAAUAAGAAA